AUGACCGUCACGGAAGGUUGCUGGAGUGGGAUGAUGGAUUUUUUCUUGAAUGAUACUCUUUGGAUUGAGCAACAUGAGAGUGCUGGGCCCAAUUUCCAAACUCGUGAGAUAACUUUGGAAGUGGAUAGGACACGGUUACGCCCCAGGAACAAUUCUAUUACCAUGAAGCUCCGUGAAGAUGCUGAAUGUGUCUACUGGUUAGCAGACGCUAUCAUAGAAGUGACAUAUGCUCUUCCAUCUACACUCACUGACAUCACUGCCAAUGCUGUUGCGAGAAUGAUCAGGAAUGGACAAAUUAGGGCAGAAGUAAUUAACAAUGAAGAAAAUCUUCCCAAAGGGGUUGCUGAAAUUGUUUAUGAGUGGAUGUAA
This is a messenger RNA of Porites evermanni, 369 nucleotides long. The record is from the annotation of a GenBank genome assembly. Lineage: Eukaryota; Metazoa; Cnidaria; Anthozoa; Scleractinia; Poritidae.